AUGAGACCUGUGACGAUGAAUGUAAACAAACGUGCUGGAAAUAUGUCUGUGUUCUUCUCUUGCGAUGCGCUGGUGAGGGAAUUGGGCAUAUCAGAUAACAAGCAGCGUACUUUGUUAAGUUCUCAGGUGAAGUUAUACGGCGAGAUCACCGGUUGCGACGUUGGAAGCGCUGUGGUGAACGAGUUGUUGCAACAGUUGGAUGAGCUUGUUGAUCUACUGCACAAUGACAAGAACAGCCAGUUUCUGAAGCUGUUGUCGCAACCUGUUUGCUUGUCUAUGGGGAAGAACUAUGCCGCGCUGCUCACGCAGAAUAGAACGAGGUUGUUUGACACUACGAACAAGUUCAUCACAACGUUCACCGAUACAAAGAGGCCCACCGAGUUGAAGAACUUGUCGUGCGUCGUGUUGACGGCGAUCUAUGGGAGUUUUGGUAGAGAGGUUGUGUCAUUCAUCCCAGGGCUACUAGUGACGAUCUUGAAGUACUUGAAGAAGGAGAGCUUCGACGUCAAUCUGAGUGCACUCUGGUAUGCCAUAUUGAGAAACGGUGGCUCGCUGGAGAUGACGGACUCGGUCUUGAGCAAGUACCUGAAGCUGCUCAAGAUGACUGAGUCCAUAGAAUCGCUGAAACUGCUAUACGGCUGCUUUGGCCAAGCCGUUGGCUUUAAACAGAUUGAUGCGCUGACCUUUAGAACUACUUAUCACCCUUACAUUCAGUUGGCUUUUGAUUCACAUAAAGAUGUUCGCGUGCAACUGGCCAAGUCAUUAUCAGAGUACAUGGUGUUGCUGAAAUGGGACUUGACCACAUGUUUGGAAUUAUAUGUUGAGCUUUACCUUGAGAGUACCACGAAAGAACAGGAAACUGGAAUUGUCGAAUCAAUGGUGCAUUUGAUUUCGAUGCAAAUUGUUCGAGAUGCGGAUUUUGCUACCCACAAUACUCUUGUAAUAUUGAAUAACCUGGUGAAAAUUUUUGACCAUGAACGAUUCCAUGGAUUUACUCUGAAUCAUAAGUUCCGUAUUAUGAAUCAUUACACUCAACUGUUUACGACAAUUACACAAUUACUUGGUGAAUCUUCAUUGUGUUUAUUGUUGGAUUCCAUUAUUCCUAAAUUGGAUCAGGAUUUAAGCAUUUGGAAUACAGUGCUUCUUCUAAAAGUGUGUGCACAAUUCAUCUCGAGAGUUUCAAGUCUAUCUGAUGGACGUGUGGAGAGGUUUAGAAUUACAGUAUGGAAGUUGUGUCUCUCUCCUCAUUACGAAAUCCAAGUAAAUGGUGUCUUAGUGUUGAGGGAAAUCGCCUCAAAAUCACCCAACAUUAUAAAGGAGAUUUUGGAAACUUGUACAAAUGAGGUUAUAAAUAAUACAAAACAGCCCUUCUCAGAGAAAAUUGCCACCAACUCUUAUGGAAUGUCACUCAUCAUAUCAAAUCUCGUUGCAUUGGCUGAUUUAGACUAUGUUCCAAAAUCAGUGGUUGAACACAUAUGGACUUCCUGCAUUGGAGUUAUCAAAGAGAAUUUGAAACUCACAAAGUCAAACCAUCACACCCUUGCAGUGUGUUGGAUUUCGAUUGCUGGUGUAUUUACAUACCGCGAUGAAUCAUACCUUUCAACUCUUGUUGAUGAAUUCUUAACAAUAUUUGAAGCUUCUGAUAUGACCGGGACCAUCAAAGAACAGCCGCUUGAAACCUUAACUGUGAUCUCUCGUCAUUUAUCUGCAGUUGUUGCAUUCCUCAGAAGUGUUGAAACCACUGAUUCUAUUAGCAAGAUCAUGGUUGAAAGUAUAUCUCGCUUAAGAACAUUGGUUGCUGCUGUGAAGUUGGCUACGGAUGCAGGAGUUGUGGCCGACCUCGUUAUGAAGAGAUGUCAGCAGAUAUAUUUGCUGUGUAUUGAAUACGUCAAAAGAGAAAAUAGCUCAGUUUUAAUCCAAACAGUGGCUAAUUUUUCGUCUCUUCCAAAUUAUACUUCAACUGUUAAAAACGAAGUCAUUACACCUUGGACAAAAGAUGAUGGAUUCAGUAAUGGCCUAUCUUCAAAGUUUAGAGGGUUUGAAAUAGAUGAGUUGUUGAUCAAAUUUCCAAAUGUGAAGUACGAAGAGGUAACCGAUUGCUCAAUUGAUUUGAAGCCAAGACCAGUGGGAUCAAGUGAAUCAAGCCAUAUCAAGAGUUGGGUUGCUGAUAUAACAUGGAUAGACGAGAUCGAAUCAUCUUUGAAUGUUCCUGUGGAGUGCGCGCUCGAAUUAGACACACAGCAAACAAUAUUUGGUGAUUACUCAAUACACCAGCUGUAUUCUCCGCCUUCGAAGACAUGUGUUGUGGACUUGUCAAUGGAGUUCUUCUCUUUGACGUUUCCCUACUUGUCCACUAAAGUUCAACUUUCAGUCUUGGAAACUUUACGAUCUAAUAUGCUGUCGAAAAGCUGCAAUGAAUCUACACAAAUUACCCAGGCUAUAAACUUCUCGAUCGUUAUUCAUGGAUUGUUGACUCUAACUCACAAAAAUCAGAUCCCACUAGAUAGCCAAGUUGGCAUUCUGCUUCUUGAAACUUUAAGACAUAUUUGUGCCAUUCACCCGGAGAGGUAUUUACUUACACUGAACUCCGAAUCUAUCGGAAUUCUGAUAUCCUGUACCGACUUGAAAGAGCAGAUUCCUAUCUUUUUAAAGAGAAUAGUUGAUGAUCAACAGGCACACUCAAGGGCAUUCAACGCGCUAAUCCUCAGUAACAUUUAUCGGUACAAUGCCUCUCAUUUUGGUAACAUUCUGGAAAUGUUGCUGAAACUUGUCAAAGAUGGCCAUCCCGUGGUGCAUGCCUGGAGUAUGGAUUCAUUGGCCACAAUUAUUGGAAGACAUUUGACAAUGAAUAUCGAAAAGGCAACUGAAACUAUUCAGAUUCUUGGAGACUGUUAUCUCAGUGAUUGUUUUGGUAAAUUGUCUCCUGUCUCUAACCUGAACUGUGAUAACGAUUCCAAUGCUGUUAUAAUGAGGGUCUUAAGAGCUAUCAUCAACAGUCUGGGCCCUUCAAUAAAAGAUCUCGAAUCGAAGACUAAACAAAUUGUCAAGAAUCUCAUAUUUAGUGGUAUAUGGCUUUCAAAUAACACACAUGAACGCCUUGAAGCAAUCAAGAUGAUUCAAGAGCUUAUCAUUUAUGACCAUGAACACUUUACCACUGAAAAUGUUGUUGGCAUUUUGUGCUACAUUAUUGAAGGAAAUAUCGGUAAGUCUAUUGGGUCUGAGUUGAUGUUCACUAUUUUUGAGGAAAAAAACGAAGUGUUUCCUAUGACGUCUAGUUUUAAGACUUUGGAAGUAUCUUUGGACUUUUUAUCUCAGUUAGUCAAGAUGUCAGAGAACAAGGCAUUUUUUGCAAAGAUUGAACCAUUGAUUUGGAUAUGUUUGGAGAGGCUUCCUGACUCCAAAAUCUUGAAAAAUAUGAUCAAAGAACGUAUUGAAGAAACAUACGAUGUUGUUUGGUUUGUCAAACUACAAAAACUAUACAGCGUUUCCAAACAGGAGUUAUACAAAUACAUCAGCAACAGCAAUAACAAAAUCCUGGAUAAAUACAAACACGUUAAAACUGAGGUCAAUGUCAAGGAUGAAGAGGCGCAAUCCAUCGCGAAUAAAUCUGAAGUAGAACAGAAGGGGGAACUGGUGGACUGGAGGUUCAAGGCUGAUAUUAUCGAGUUUUUGAGGCAACUUUUAGGUUAUACUACGAGAGACUCCAAGUUUUAUUCACAAAUUUCUUCUAGGGUCUCUGAGGUUGUCAAGAUAUCUUUUGCAGCUUCGACUUCUUCUGCAAUACCAUUGAGAUUGGCUGGUAUGAAGCUUCUCGGGGAAAUCAUUUCGAUAUAUGCACCUGCAAAGGAUCCCAUCUACCCUACUAUACCAUUAUUGGAACAGCAGCAGGCCCAAAUAACGUCAGCCCUGAUGCCUGCCUUUCAGGAGGGCUCCACGCCUCUGUUGGCAUGUGAGGCUAUCAAAGUUGCCGCAAUGUUUGUCGGAUCUGGUGUUGUCAAGGUGACAAAACUUGGAAGAAUUUUGAAAAUCCUGACCGGAGCCUUGACUGAUCUCCAUGGAGAUGAUGAGUUUAAACUCAGUGACGUCGUUGUUACUAGUGAAGUCGGUCAAAGGAGGGUUAAGUUGGCGAUCUUGAAUGCUUGGGCCGAGCUGGAAAUUCUCAGUAAGAAUGAAAACGAGGAUCUGGAAAAAUUAAUUCAAGAGCAUAUGCCUUUGCUUCUGCCACUGUGGAUUUCAACUUUGAAGGAAUUCUCUUUGAUGAGACAUGGGUCUUUUAUUAAAGGUGAGGACUAUCAAGCCUGUUGGGUGAACUUAGUUGACGUUAUUGGUUGUCUCACGGAAUCUGGAAAUAACCUGAUUGCAGACUUGUUGGGUAAUGAUGCACUGGGAUUUUAUUAUAUGCUCUAUGCACAUUGUAUUUAUGCCCUCCUGAGAAACGAAAAUCGACUCAGAAUAUUAUUGGCGCUGGUGAAGAUCCUAGAUUUCAAAGAAUUGAUUAAACUCAUCUACUAUGACGAUAUUAUCUACGAAAGUAUGGAAGUUUUUGAAAGACUUCUUGUCACAGGAGAAGAAGAGGAGCAACUUGUUGUCUUGGACAUUACGUCUAAGAUGUUCUUGAAUCACUUUGACGUUAACCAGGAAGAUGAUUUCACCGAAAAUGCCGAUAAACUGUUUGACAUCGUCCAAUCCAAUAUGACAACUGCCACCCGUUUCAUCUCCUCAGAUGCGGAUUCCAAAGAUGAUGGACUGAAUGCCACUGAGCUUCAGCUUGUUAAGAAAGGGCUGGGAUCUGUUGCUAAAAUGAUGUCAAAGUUCCCAGAAAUUAUCAAGCAAGAUCUCUAUGCUAGUUUGUUGUCUAUCAUUGCAAACAUCUACUCAUCUUCGAAGAGCUCUCAGUUGGUCCCACAAAUUCUCCCAAUAUUGAAGGAUGUGAUUCAUGAACUCAUUGACAUCAACGACAUAUCCACAGUUAAUAACUUCUACCGUACUGUGAAACCAAGCUUAGAUUCUCCGCUCAUAACAAUACUGACAAUGAGUGUUCUCCUGUCAAGCGCUCCAAAUCACCUGAGACUCUCACAAGAUGACGUUGAUCUCGUUGUUUUGAGUAUAUCUCAAGGCUUGUCAGAUCAAGACAGUGUUCCAUAUGCAACGCAAGCUGUGAGAUCCAUUCUUGCGUCCCAAAAUGCGAUAAACAGUGCCAUAGUUCGUGGUUUGAUAAAGCAAAUGGUGCUGAAAACGUUAGAGAUUGAUGAUCCUAGACUUUCUCUGGAGAUUCUAAUUCUUGUUGUGAAGCAAUAUCCAACACCACAGCUGUACACCGUUUUAAUAACACUCCUGUUGCAAACUCAUACAAAGCAUCCUCAUCUGAGCGAUUAUAUCCACAAGAGAAUGGUUUCCCUCAUUACAAUUUCUCCGGAUUCGUUCAAAGCUGUGGUUGGCAGCCUAGAUGCCACGCAUAAACACGACGUUGAAGUCCUUGUGAAGCUGGGAGAAAUCGACACAAGAGAAGAAGGAGAGCAUAUAAAACUAAAAGCAUUCGAAUAG
Messenger RNA from Williopsis jadinii, 5544 nucleotides. It is a transcript of the gene LAA1, whose product is annotated as AP-1 complex accessory protein LAA1. The transcript has 2 exons. Gene Ontology annotation, cellular component: endocytic vesicle; membrane; Golgi apparatus. The record is from RefSeq and is a predicted model, not a curated record. Gene Ontology annotation, biological process: intracellular protein localization; endocytosis; retrograde transport, endosome to Golgi. Bases 1 to 5544 code for a protein of 1847 amino acids. Lineage: Eukaryota; Fungi; Ascomycota; Saccharomycetes; Phaffomycetales; Wickerhamomycetaceae.